This is a messenger RNA of Pelobates cultripes (western spadefoot toad), 304 nucleotides long. The record is from the annotation of a GenBank genome assembly. Lineage: Eukaryota; Metazoa; Chordata; Amphibia; Anura; Pelobatidae.
ACCGUUUAUUACGGUUUCUCUUUUGGUCAAUAAAACCACUAUAACAACCAAAGCCCUGAUCGAUUCGGGUGCGGCAGACAACCUUAUGGAUGAGACCUUUGCCAAAACCGCAGCCCUGAAUUUGAUCCGAAAGGAUACACCCUUGGCCGUUGAGGCCAUAGAUGGUAGACCACUGGAGAAACCUCUGGUGACCCAUGAAACCCAGGAAAUAGUUAUGUCUGUGGGUGUUUUGCACAAGGAGAAGUUAACCUUCCAAAUAAUUGACUCCCCUACAGCCUCCAUCGUUCUGGGUUUUCCUGGUUAG